AUCAAGUGCAGGCUCCGCAUCGUUGCAGUCGGAGUCAUAGCUCGGCAGGCACCAGCUGACAGCGUGGGACAGUGCGUGCAGUCUCAACAGACUAUUUCGCCGACAUAACGUGAAUGAAAACUGGUCAGCAGAGGGGAAAAAAGAAGGCCGUUAUUUCUGUGAAGCGGAGUGCACGUCUAGGCUCAACACUAUCAUGAUCGGCGACCUGGACUCGAUGUCAUGUGCCCUGUGGGGUCGCGGUGCGGCGCCGCAGAGUGAGCUGGGACUGUUCUUAGCACUGGUAAACCUGGUGAUUCACCUGCCUUUUAUCGACCUGCCCGUACUUCGGGACUACGAGCUGGGAGAGCUGCGGAAGCAAUACGACUACGUCAUCGUGGGCGGUGGAUCCGCUGGAUGCGUGAUCGCCAACCGGCUGUCAACGAACCCCAACGUCACGGUGCUGCUUCUCGAAGCCGGAGGACUGGAGACGGCAUCUCGGCAGAUACCAGCAGCUGCUCCCUUCAACCUGAGAGGACACGACGACUGGGAUUACCACAGCGUUCCGCAGAGCAAUGCCGCUCUCUCCUUCCGCGAACAGCGGCUGUCACUCUCACGUGGCAAGGUGCUCGGCGGUAGCAGCGUGCUCAACUUCCUGCUCUACAUGCGGGGUAAUCCGAAAGACUACGACCGAUGGGUGCGAGAGUAUGGAGCCACUGGCUGGGGAUACGAAGACGUGCUCCCACAUUACAAGGAGAUCGAGGACUACCGUGCCGGACCGCUGGACCAAUACCACGGAAGCGGUGGCGAGGUACCAGUGGACUACGCGAAUACCAGCACGCUACUCAGCCAUCGCCUCCUCGAGGCUUGCAACGAAUUGGGCUAUCCGUACGUGGACUACAAUGGGCCAACGCAGUCAGGCUGCUCUCGUGCACAAGCCAACGUGGCAAACGGCGAGCGUUUUAGUUCGAGCAAGGCAUUCAUCCAGUCCGUCGUCGGGGCAAGGAAAAACCUACACGUGGCAUUGUUCAGCCAAGUCACAAAGGUGAACUUUGAAGGAAGACAAGCCGUGGGCGUGGCCUUCAGUAGGUACGGCAAGCCUCAGAAUGUUUUGGCUCGGCGAGAGGUGAUACUGUCAGCCGGAACCGUGGGAUCCGCCCAGCUCCUGUUGCUCUCCGGGGUGGGACCGAAGGAGCAGCUGGAAAGGUUACAGAUUCCAGUGAUUGCUGAUCUUCCAGUCGGGCGCAAUCUACAGGACCACGUGGUGCUUCAGAUGGCCCCUCCCGUCAGUAUGAACGUGAAUGCUGGUAUCCCGCCUUUCGGUCUGGAUGAUAUCGAGCAGUAUAACUGGAAUAAAACUGGCACAAUCUCAAUACCGGCGAGCACCGAGUUCCUGCAGUUCCUGCACACCGACCAUGCGACGGACGAUGACAUUCCUGACAUCGAAAUAGCGCCGAUUUCGACCUCGCCCGCCAGUGAGCUUUUCAAAUCCGCGAUGGUGGAGCUGGGCCUGUUACCAGAGGCUUUUGACGGCAUUAUUGGACCUACAGACGGAAGGCUUGGCUUUCGUAGCAUAGUCAUCCUCAAUCGGCCAAAGUCAAGGGGCGCCAUCACACUUCGAUCUGCUGACCCUUACGACCACCCGGACAUCGACCCGAGAAUUCUCGAUCACCCUGACGAUGUUAAGAGGGCCGCUGAAGGCACGAGAAAGUUCAUCGACGAGGUGCUGGGCACUGCAGCCAUGCAGAGCAUCGGUGCCGAGCCCUGGAACGUUACCUUCCUUCCGUGCGCUGAGGCGGGAUCGCUGUGGAGCCAGAAUUACACCGAGUGCCUGUUCCGCCAUGCCGCGCACACUAUGUGGCACCUGUGCUGCACAGUGGCUAUGGGAUCGCACUCGGAAGCUGUCCUAGACGAACGACUCCGGGUCCGAGGCAACGUGACGAAUCUCCGAGUGGCCGACGCUUCUGUGAUGCCCGACAUUGUGAGUGGUCACACACAUGCGGUUGCAAUGAUGAUCGGCAGCAAGGCGGCAGCUAUGAUCAUAGAAGACAAUGAGGAACGACAAUGCCAUGAUGUGUGACUCGCAAGGCUCCCGGCAACGUUGAACACCAUUUGUUGGAGUGUGUGCUGGACUCGUUACAGGGCGCAAAUUUUCGUUUGAAGCGCUCCAGCCUGUGGGCUUUUCUGCACGCUAUAGCAUGGACGACAUUAUGUUUCCGAGUGAACGCUAGACAUUCGGGAGGGAGGUAUCCCGACUCCUCAUGAAGUUUUUACGCCAUGUGGACUUUGCCAACGAUUGGUAACGCUUGCCAGACUAAUUUCAUGGUGCACUUGUGUCAAGGGGGGCGGUCGGACCGUCUCGACACCGUGCGCGGCAUGGGUCACAGAAUACGGCUCUGUGUACUUGUUCCGCCUAGCUGUGCGCACCAUCUUGCUCACCCGUUCCACGCUGCGCUUCUGAACGGUGACGUACUUCCCGAAAUUUUCCUGAAAGCCCGGCCGCGGCAGUGGCCGGUAUGCCUUGCAAGGCUACAUCCGUCUCGGGCCAACAGCAUCCUGCUCUACCUCCUCAACGAAUGUUUACGUCGCUUAACGCUGCACAACGCUUCUUUGCGCCACACUUUGUAAAGUUGUGUUCUACUACCCA
Messenger RNA from Dermacentor albipictus, 2623 nucleotides. RefSeq lists its product as uncharacterized. Gene Ontology annotation, molecular function: oxidoreductase activity, acting on CH-OH group of donors; flavin adenine dinucleotide binding. NCBI's taxonomy places the organism in Eukaryota, Metazoa, Arthropoda, Arachnida, Ixodida, Ixodidae. The record is from RefSeq and is a predicted model, not a curated record.